Messenger RNA from Guillardia theta CCMP2712, 816 nucleotides. RefSeq lists its product as hypothetical. The record is from RefSeq and is a predicted model, not a curated record. The coding region runs from base 1 to 816 and encodes 271 amino acids. The transcript is spliced from 9 exons. Lineage: Eukaryota; Cryptophyceae; Pyrenomonadales; Geminigeraceae.
AUGGCACCGGCCAAGAAGGGGAAGGGAGGGAAGAAGAAGACAUCGCAAGGGAAGAAGGAAGACCGUCUUGCUGCGCAGAUUGGCCCGCUGUUCAGUGAUGGGUUGAUAGAUCCUGUAAAAGGAGGUAAGGUUCCCCCUGGAGCUGUCGAGACCAACAAUGUGAUUGCAAUCAAAGUGUUCGAGUUCGAAGGCAAAGACCCCGAGGGUUUCACGAUGGAGGGAAGAAUCGUUAGCAAUCGGGUAGAGAUUCAUCCCUUCAACAUCGAGUUCAUCCAACCCGUCGAAGUGAAGAUACCGCACUGCUGCGCAGAUGAAGAUGCGCAGCAGACCAUGUAUGCAGCCUCCUUCAGCGUUCUUCAGGACGGCACUCAGCUCGCACAAGAGGCGACAGGAACGAUGGAAGCAGAGAAUGCAGACUUGCAGUGGGAGUUCCACAAGUUGCCUGUUACCAAGGUGGAUAUUGAGAGAGGAGUUGCAACGAUCAACAUCAAGUCCACUGGCAUCUAUUACAUCUGCUCGUCUUCGGCUCACAACAUGGACUUUGCGGUCUGCACUUACGACAUUCCAGCGAUCAACAAGGCGAGCGUGACAGCAUUCAACGCUGUUGCGUUUGACUGGAUCACUGGCAAAGUUUCCCUCUGGCCUCGGACUUCCUUCAACCGUCCAAUCGGCGCUGACGGGCCGGUGAGGGUCAAAAGAAGCUCCAAAGUACUGGUUGACUUCGAAGCCAAGAGAACGAGAAGCCUUCAUAGCAACAACGUCUCCACCUACGAACAAACGUCUUCCAUCUUGAAGGAUGCAAAACGGAUGUUCUGA